This is a messenger RNA of Anolis carolinensis (green anole), 15561 nucleotides long. It is a transcript of the gene galntl6, whose product is annotated as polypeptide N-acetylgalactosaminyltransferase like 6. Bases 1 to 1869 code for a protein of 622 amino acids. Gene Ontology annotation, biological process: protein O-linked glycosylation. Gene Ontology annotation, molecular function: polypeptide N-acetylgalactosaminyltransferase activity. The record is from RefSeq and is a predicted model, not a curated record. NCBI's taxonomy places the organism in Eukaryota, Metazoa, Chordata, Lepidosauria, Squamata, Anolidae. Gene Ontology annotation, cellular component: Golgi apparatus. The transcript has 13 exons.
AUGAAGAGGAAACAGAAGCGCUUUCUGCAGAUGACGUUGUUGUUCGUGGUGACCCUGGUUUUCCUGCCCAACGUCGGACUCUGGUCUCUGUACAGGGAGAAACACCUGGUGAAGUCCACCAUGCUGGGAGAGCAGCAGCAUUCCUUCCUUGGUUGUCACAAUGGGACUGAUAUUAUAGAAAAACAGCAUGUGUUUCAGACAUUCCCGAUGGGGUUUGGAGAUGGACAGCUGUAUCCCUGGACAGAUGGGUUGAGAAGAAAGGACUGGCAUGAUUACGAAAGUAUUCAGAAAGAUGCCAUGCGUUCAGGGAAAGGUGAACAAGGAAAGCCAUAUCCGCUCACAGAAGAAGACAAUGAUGAUUCUGCUUAUCGGGAAAAUGGGUUCAAUAUUUUUGUGAGCAACAAUAUAGCCUUGGAGCGAUCAUUGCCAGAUAUCCGCCAUCCUAACUGUAAGCACAAGGUAUAUUUGGAGAAGCUUCCAAACACGAGUAUAAUUAUCCCAUUUCAUAAUGAAGGCUGGACUUCACUCUUGCGGACCAUACACAGCAUUAUCAACAGGACUCCAAACAGCCUGAUAGCAGAAAUCAUUCUUGUGGAUGACUUUAGUGACAGAGAACACUUGAAAGAGAAGCUGGAGGAAUAUAUGGCCCGUUUUGUCAAAGUGAGAAUUGUGCGCACCAAGAAGCGAGAAGGGCUCAUUCGCACCAGACUCCUUGGAGCCUCGAUAGCUAAAGGUGAAGUCCUGACCUUCCUGGAUUCCCAUUGUGAAGUCAAUGUGAACUGGCUGCCUCCAUUACUUAACCAGAUUGCGUUAAACCAUAAAACCAUUGUGUGCCCCAUGAUCGAUGUCAUUGACCACAAUCACUUUGGGUAUGAGGCGCAAGCGGGGGAUGCCAUGCGUGGAGCCUUUGACUGGGAGAUGUACUACAAAAGAAUACCAAUUCCUCCAGAGCUCCAGAGGACUGAUCCCAGUGACCCCUUUGAAUCUCCUGUUAUGGCUGGAGGCUUAUUCGCUGUUAACAGAAAGUGGUUUUGGGAUCUCGGUGGCUAUGAUCCAGGUUUAGAAAUCUGGGGAGGGGAGCAGUAUGAAAUUUCCUUCAAGGUCUGGAUGUGUGGAGGUGGUAUGUUUGAUGUUCCAUGUUCAAGAGUUGGACACAUCUACAGAAAAUAUGUUCCUUACAAAGUCCCAUCUGGAACUAGCCUAGCAAGAAACCUGAAGCGUGUGGCUGAAACGUGGAUGGAUGAGUUCGCAGAGUACGUUUACCAGAGGCGGCCGGAGUACAGGCAUCUCUCCACCGGUGAUCUUUCAGCCCAGAAGGAGCUUCGCAAGCACCUUAAGUGCAAGGACUUCAAGUGGUUCAUGGCUGCAGUGGCUUGGGAUGUCCCCAAAUAUUUCCCUCCGGUGGAGCCCCUACCUGCUUCCUGGGGAGAGAUUCGAAAUGUGGCAGCCAAUCUCUGCGUGGACAGUAAACAUGGAGGCACAGGCACCGAACUCAGGCUCGAUAUAUGCGUGAAGGAUGGCUCUGAAAGGACAUGGUCACAUGAGCAGCUCUUCACUUUUGGUUGGAGGGAAGACAUUCGGCCAGGAGAACCUCUUCACACCAGAAAAUUCUGCUUUGAUGCUGUGUCGCAUAGUAGCCCUGUCACACUUUAUGACUGCCAUGGUAUGAAGGGCAAUCAGCACUGGAGCUAUAGGAAGGACAAAACUUUGUUCCAUCCGGUGAGCAGCAGCUGCAUCGAUUGCAACCCGGCAGAGAAGAAGAUUUUCAUGAACAGAUGUGAUCCUUUAUCUGAAACUCAACAGUGGAUUUUUGAGCAUAUUAAUAUGACUGUUUUAGAAAAAAUUAACAGCAAGAAAAACAGCUCUUAGGGAGAAGAAAAUCGACUGUUCUGUACAGAUUGCAACCAACAUUUUGGCCAGCUUCUGGGUCAAAAAAGAGUCAGAAUUUUCCUAAAGCCAGGAAAUCUGUUCUGAAGAUUAAGUAAAUGCCAAGGAAGAAGCCAAAUGGGCUGUCAUUGCGGAUGGACCAUAUCUGAAGAACUUGGCUAAGAACCUCGCCAGCUGCUGCUGAGGCCUUCAAGCUGACAAUUUCCCUUGCUGGUCAAGGGAAAAUUUUAUUUAAAAAAGUAAAAAAAGAAAUGUUUCCAAACACUCUGUGUUAAUAAAGUUAAACAAAGUUUUAGAGUUUCUCAGGUCAAACCCUGCUAUAGUGAGUAGCUGCUAUGAAUAGUUGCUGUUACUUAUGGGGGAUAUAUGGAGUGCAUGAGCGCUAUUGGAAUCAUCGUCCGCCACAGGUAUAGAACUAGCAACAUUUAUGGGAUGCCGUUGCAAUCCCAGAAUUGUGAAGAAGAGGUAUGUUCUAGUGCCAUUUCAUUCCCUUCAUGGAAGUUAGGUUCAGGACAGUUCUUUGAAUAAGAGGUCACAACAGAUCAUGUUAAGAAACCUCCCUACUACAUUCCUGUCACUGAUCAAAUGGGAAUGGUUGGGGUGGGGGGGACGUAAGAGUUAUUUUAGAGUUACAUUUUGAAUGAAGCAUGAAAAUGACUAUAAGGCAUCACACUAGCAUUUUUCUUCUGCAGUUGAAGAAACAAUAAUUUCCAUCAAAGUGAUUAAAUAAAAUGUCCAUUCCAUGUUGAAGCACUACCGAACAACCAUCUAUAGUCAUUCAUAUCUAUCCAACCAUCCUUGGAGGAAUGAGCCAAACAAAUGACUCAAUGGCGACAUCCUUAUUCAUCAGUAACAAGGGAAUAUGUUACUUAUAAAAGCAGCACAAUGCAAGAUUUGCAGAAAGGAUUUCCUCUCGGAAGUCUACGUUUCUUUCCUGGCACCUUUUAUUAAAAGACUUAUAAGUAGAUUUAGAUCAAUACAUUCAGCAAAAAAAGAGAUAUAAUGAGUCUGACAAGAUGGGCUUAUGGCCAACAAAGGAAGGGUCUAGUGCUCUGACUUAAAGGAUGCGGGCACUAUCAACAUUAACAAGGAGCUGCAGGGAUUAUAACAAAAGGCAAAAUAUGCAACAACAGUUCAGGAGUUUCUACGACAUUAGCUGGGCAUUCUGUAGAGUAGAAACUGAAAUUGUAAGCCCCUGCUGAAAGUUUCAAUCGCAUUAUAAAGGCCAAAAAAAGGGUUAGCAUAUAACUGUCUUCAACUUUUCUGUAUUCGGGGUUGUGCACACCCUAACUGCACAUUACCAGUCUUUUCCAAUGUUUGUUUAAAGGUGAUUCUUUCCCCAAACCAGUCUAUUUUCCAGAACCAAGUUUUGUAGUCAGCAGAAUCCCAUGGUACAUUUUUUGCUGGACCUAUAUCAUAGUAAGCUGUUGGUGAGGAAGCAUGAUGCUUAAAUACUCUCUGAUAUCAGUGCAAAGUUAGACCAGGAGAUAGAAGAAAUGAAACCUAAGCUUUUGGGUUGAUGCUCAUUUUUUUCCCUAUUCAGGGAAUAUUUUAUGUUUGUACAAAUUCAUAUCUACAAUCUUAAUAAUGAAGAAUUAUUAUAUCAGAUCAUUUCUGGUUGUGUUGUCUGACACUGUCUUCAAAACAUGGGUGAGUUUGUUGUGCAGACAAGCAUUUAGAUCUGCAAACUGAAUUGAUACAGAACAGUUACGCCAUGUGAUAUUUGUUUUCUGUGACUGCAUGUUUUGUUUAAGCAUGUUAAUGAAGAUUUGGAUAUAUACUUGUAGAUGUGGUAGGAAAUAGAAAGUAUGGAUCAUAACACAGUAAAAUACAUAUCUGAAACUGGCUUUGCAGUCAGGUGAAAUGCAAAGGUGGACGAGCGCAAUGGUACCAUUAUCAAACCAGUUUUGAGUAGUUCCAGUUCAAGAUGGAAUCUUACUGUCAUGGUAGUUCUUAAAUCAGAAUAGCCUUCAUAAUUUAAAUGCUGGUAUAGAAUUAUUUGAAGAUCUCUUUUUCUGCCUUGGCAGAGAUGAAUAAGCAGUCAACUAUUCUAAAAUUAAAUCCAUACAUCAAUCAAUUGUACUUGAAUUCCAAAGUUGAGCAAACCAAGGGAUCAUAUAUUGCAUUUGACUGAUACGUGAAAUGCCAUUUUCACUUUUCAAUAUGUCAUGUAACAAAUUAAUUCUGAACAUCUGUUUAUACUUCUUACUUUUUUAAUGUAGUUGGAUAAAAUUAGUUUUAUAUUUGUUUCUUGGCCAUGUACUGUAGGGAUGACUGUACCUACCUAUAGAGCAGUAGUGUUAUUGUUCUAUAACCCGAUCAAAUUUUGCAUGCAGUGUAGGAUAUGAAUUCCCAGGUUGCAAAGAUUGGUAUAAGACAGAGCUAUAUGUGCCAAGUGGCCUGCCUUAAACUAGUGUGCUGCCCUCAGUGAUGCUCAAAAUCAUUGUCCAAUCAUCAGUGUUGAAGUAAAAUUCAACUGUUGAUCCAGUGAACUUCUGUACAUAGAACUGUAUUGUGAUGGGUGUCAUUUUGUCCUAAGCCUCAGACAGCAAAAAUAUCUUGGAUCAGUUCUGAUCAUCACUCAACAGAACAUUGCAGGAUGGUCACGUGAUAGCGAUGACAUCCAGGCAUGUGUUCUAGAAUAUAAACAUCUUCUGUGUUCUUCUCUGAGUUGGAUGCACUAUUUCACCAUGAAAAUGUUUGAUUUCAAAUCACCAAUGAGAUGAGUCAGGCUGCUGUUCAAUACAAAUGAUACUUACAGCAAGUCCAAUGGCAGCUAAGUAGUUUUACUGGGUGCAAAAUGGAUAAACCAAACCUGCGACUUGCAUAGCAGUGGCAUUGAAUUGAGAUUUUGUGCAGAAUUUUAAAAUGGUAAGCCUUCUUGGUGGUGGCUCCCCCGUCUCUGGAACACCCUCCCCAGGGAAAUUAGGCAAUAGUACCAGUUUUUAAGAGCUGGUACUCUUGUAGAAGCAUCUUAGAAAGAUACUCUUCUUUAAACAAGGUUUUUAACAGGAAUACUAACAGCACUUUUAGAGGUCUGGGAUAUGAAUCACAGCAUCUCCAGCAGUGGUUCUCAACCUGCGGGUCCCCAGAUGUUUUGGUCUUCAACUCCCAGGAAUCCUAACAGCUUGUAAACUGACUGGGAUUUCUGGGUGUUGUAGGCCAAAACACUUGGUGACCCACAAAUUGAGAACCACUGAUCAACAGUCUACUAUGAAGGGAAUGAGUAGAUCUUCAAAUUGCAUACUACAUAAAGAGCUGGUAGCAGGGAAAUGUUGAAGGGUAUAAUUAUUGAGAAAAGUCAAAAUAUUAAGAUUAUGUCAUUCUAAUGCUUAGUAAAUUGCUAGAUAACAAUCAGAGUAAGAAACUAAAUGUGUAUUAGCCUUCAAAAUUCUUUGACAUUUCCUUUAAACCAGAUGUGGCAGCACAGGUUGAAAGACAGAGCCACAGCUGUUUCUAAAGAUCCCUUAUGUCAAUGUCAAUAGAAGCAUUCUGCCAAAAUGUACUGGUAAAUAAAUAAAAUAAAUAAAUAACUUUAUAUAUAUUCCAACCUAUCUCCCUGAAGGGAUUUCAGGGCAAAUUCCAAUCACAAAAAGGCAAGCAUUCAAUGCCUGAAUACAACAACCAAUGCAAACAUAAUAGCAAACAAUAAUAACCCAACAUAUAAAAUCAAAAUUAUAACUUAACUAAAAAUUUUUUUUAAAAAACACAUAUACAUAUAAACAUAAAAUAAAACAUCAAGCAGAAAUAUCAAUAUCCCAGAGCCCAUAGAUGUCAUCAAAAAAGGACAUCUUUCAUCCUUAUUUCUACUGGCACCAUCAACAAAAUACACCUUUCUUCCUCAUUUCUUCUUCUGGAAGACAGUCUUUUCAGGGCACUCUUGAAGUUGCUGGCACCACAGAGAAUUGUUCUAUGCACAUUGAGAGCUGAAUUUCAAUGACAGCUGCUUUUGAAGUAGCAGGAACCUUAGAUCAGUAGUUCUCAAUCUGUGGGUCCCCAGAUGUUUUGGCCUUCAAUUCCCAGAAAACCUAACAGCUGGUAAACUGGCAGGGAUUUCUGGGAGUUGUAGGCCAAAACACCUGGGGAUCCGCAGGUUGAGAACCACUGCCUUAGGAGAAGUGUAGCUCCUGGUGAUUAGGGGUUAGGAAUAAAUGCCAUCUCUAGCUCACUCCCAGAAGGCAUCCAACACUGCUAAAAAAUAAAUUGAGGAUUUUACUUCUGUUGUUUGCUGAGCAGACCCACAUUGUCCAAUGUCCUGUCCCCUCCUCAACAGUUCUCAAACCCCAGAAGGGAUUCUUCUUGCUGCUUACUGAUGGGAUGGAAAGAAAGGUGGAGGCAAUUCAAAUGCUAAAAGAAUUUCAGCUGAUUUCAGCUCAGGAGAAGACACCUGAGAGUGCACUCACAAAUGGAGUGCAACCUUCUUUUCCUUCCUCUCUUAGCCCAGAGCAGCAGUAUCAUCUAAAUCAGUGUGGCCCAACCUUUAGUUACCUGAGGGCCAAUCAAACUUUAGUAUAGGAAUGUGAGGCUCCAAUAUGGCCGUUAUAUGACCGUUUCUUGAAAACGUAAAGUGGUAAGAAGGGUAAACAAAUUUUUUCCAAAUAUUAGCUUAAAACAUUUUUCCAGUAAGAAGGACAAGGGCCAACAAAAAUGAAUUGGUGUGUCACAUGCGUCCUGUAGGCCAUGGGUUGGACCACACUGAUCUAAAUAAUCAACACCCCAUCCAACCUGUAGACUACAAUAGUUAUAGUGUUUGGGGGGUGGGAUCAAUUUCAAAAGACUGCUGAAUAACUCACUCACCUUGUCUAGAAAGAGACAUGUGCAUACAUAAGGAUGUCACUAAGAAGAAGCCACUUGCUGGCAGAUACCCACCACUGCUUUAAACUUGCAUUUUCCUUUUUGCACAUGCCAGCCACAGUCCAAUGCAGUGUUUGUCAUGCUUAGGAUUACUGAGGUCAAGGGACUUUAGCAAGCCUAAUGUGAUAUACAGUACCUUCUGUUAUGAGAAUUGUUUAAAAUAUCUAAUGAGCUUUUUAAAUCUGUAAUGUUUUCUAAAAUAUUAUGUUUCUCAUUUUAUUGGUUUUUUAUGUGGACUGAGGUGGAUCAAUAAUUUUUUUCUUAUCAGUGCCUCAUACUUGUCCCAAGAUACCAUCCAGGUUGAAAGACUAAAACUAUGCCUUUACUGAACUCAGAGCCACUUAAGAAACUGAGGUUUCCUUUCACUGUCUUGCAAUAAAAUGCUUCCAAGUUAAACAAUAUUAGCAGCUCUUUAAUCUGUGCCAAUGACUGACGCAGCAAGGUAGUAAUCUUGCUACACAGGUCAUGGCAUUGUAACAAGCAUCCCAUUCUUAUCUCAUCAGAAAAGCUGGCAUGUGUUUCAAGACAAUCCUUUUAGGACAACUUAUUGAGUGUCAUGCUUGGAUGAACAGUUCGUAUGCUGGUGUGCAAUGUACAAAUGGAAUGAUCUAAGUCUCUGCAAUGAGAGUUUAUGUUGAAGAAUUGUUAUUAGUGUUUUAAAAAUAGCUUCUCUUCAAAUAGAUAGAUACUGAUAAGAUUUCCAUUGAUUUCUUUGACAAGCUGACACUUUAACAAUAGUUGUAUAUGAGUUCAGCAAAAUGAAUAUGGGUGUAACUUCUCUAUUAGACAGUGGACAGGUAUCCCUUUGUAAUAAACACCAACUGGCUUGUGCUAUACUUAACGGGAAGGUAUACCACCAGCAAGUGAAGGUCAAUAAAUAAGAAAAAGUAUACAUACCUGUUUAGCAGCAGUAGCCAGCUUAGUGAGGUUGUUUUUGGGAUAGACAAGAUGAUAAAAUUUCACAUGACAGUAUUUGAAAUUCUUCCCUUGUCCACUUAGCUGAAAAUAUGCACAUCUAUAGUAUAUAUUCAUAUGGAAAUAAAUAGAAAAUUCAUUUUAACGACAGUCAGGAUGGGAACUGAACUACAAGUAUUUUGUUUGCUAUGGUUGCAUGCUAUCAUUAUACGGUUCUUGGACAUGGAUGCCAAUGUAGACCUAGCUAGGGAAAAUAGCAAAGUAAAUCUUGCUUGGGGAACAGAUGCCUAAGUAUGCUUUUCACAUCUGUUUCUAGAAAGAGCACAACACUUAGAUCAUAUAUGAAAGCUUUUACCCCCUUCGAAAAAGGAUUGUAAAUAUUCCAAAUGGGCCUCCUCCUGGCCUCAGGCUCAAACAUUGAAUCACAUCUUAUAAUAGCACAGUCUGGUCACAGUGUGGUAAAAAAAAAAGCAGCUUUAAGAUGUUACGUACUUUGGCUUAACCCAGUGGAAAAACGGAGUGCAAAAAAUGUUAGGUAGCUUAAAGAUGCUGCUGAUAGAAAUUAUAAAUACUGACAUCGGUUUGCCAAGAACGUGAUAAUUACUGAUAUAUAAAGUAUCUAGUGUGUACUAUGCAUUAUUUCUGUAGAAAUCUUGCUGGAAAGAAUAUUGUGGUUGAUCCAAAUGUGCCCUUCUGGAAAAAGAAUAGAAUCUAAUUAGUAUAGUGUUGUUGUUAUUGUUGUAAGCCUUUGAAUCAUUUCUGACUUAAGGGAACCUUAUCAGAGGGUUUACUUGGCAUGAUUUAUUCCUUUGCUUUUUCCUUCCUCUGAGGUGUAGGGAGUCUGUUUUGCCCAAGGUUAUGCCGUUGAACAAAUGGAAUUUACAAAGAUAUAGAUGUACCAUUAAUUCAACCGGUUCACUCUAUUUGGGACUAAAAACCAGAUUUAGGCUAGUGUGUUCCACUCAUGGAAAGUCUGUCAUUAAAUCUUUGUUAUAGGGUCGCAUGAGAAAAGUAAACUAAAAUCCAAAGACUUGUGCUGAAACGUGGUUGACCUGAAGAAGCAUAAGACCUGCUAUAGAACAGAAUCUGCUUAUUAAAUCAGUAUACUAUUGAUAUGAAAAUUCAAACAAAAGCCAAUGAAAAUAUAGAACAAUACUAGCUCUGUUUUUCCCACACUCAUGAUGUACCCAAGUAUUACUCAUAACUGUAAUCCUAAGAUCAUUAAGUGUUUCCAAAUCACACUGAUAUAUAUCCAUAAGAUGGGCCAAAACUAACUAAAUGAAGUUCAGCAGGGACAAAUGCAAGAUACCCCACGUAGGCAGAAAAAAAUUAAAUGCAAAGAUACAGAAUGGGGGAUGCCUGGCUUGACAGCAGUACGUGUGAAAUAGAUCUUGGAGUCCUCGUGGACAAGUUAAACAUGAGCCAACAAUGUGGUGCGGCAGCUAAAAAAGCCAAUGGGGUUUUGGGCUGCAUAAAUAGGAGUCUAGUGUCUAGAUCCAGGGACGUCAUGCUUCCCCUCUAUUCUGCCUUGGUUAGACUACACCUGGAACACUGUGUCCCAUUAAAGGCAGUGUUCUUAUUUCUUAGUGGAUGUAUAUAGAAUUGUGAUAUUAUGUACAUAGAUUGGGAAAGAAAAAGAACUGCACAAGUCACAAACAAAAUAUUUGGUUCCCUUCAGGGGAUUUUCUCUUGAACCUAAAUUGCUUUAACCCAAAUUGCUUUUGAUUUUCCAUUGAAUUUUAAAAGAGGUUUUUCAUGCAGCACAGAAUUCUGCUGUUCAAAAAACUCCUGCAUAUGAUUUGUUGGGUCUAGGCCAUGAAAUCUGUUUUUCUAGAUUACUGAAUUCUUUGUGAGAGAAAUUGUAAACGGAGCAUUUAACAAGAACAGCAAAGCAUAUGGGACCAGAAACAAACCAAAGACAUCUCGGGUGCUUCCAACCUUCCAUAUUUGUUAGUCAAAUGUCUGGAGGAAGUAAGAUCUCCAGGUACUGGGGGCUUCCAUCUUCUCUUUGUUAAUAGUGCAAGUUAGAAGAGUAUUUUCAAAUAUUUGACAACAUUUCUAUCUGUGGGUAUGGUAAGUCAGAAGUUCCCCUUUCUUCUUGGUCUUUUUUGGUGUCCAUUGGAUCAUUCAGGUGUCGGACCCUAAAGCAGAGAUGAGGAAUGAAUAAUCCAUCAGAAAUGUUUGGACUACAAUUCCCUGCAAUGCUUUCCAGCAAAGUCAAUGAUGAAGAACGAUGGGAGUUGUAGACUAAUAAUAUCUGGAGAACCACAUAUCAUAUUCCCUAGCACUGCUCUGAAAGCAAGAAAUGACUGUAAUGUAGCCUAAUACAAAUCUAAAGAUUUGGUGAAAAGAGUAAUAGGCAGCAUUUCAAAGGAGCAAUAGUAAUAAGAGUGUGGCUUCAAAUCAAAAUUAUUCUUUUACAGUUUUUUAUAGCUGUGCUAAUAAAUUGUUUGGAUCUCAAAGUUCUAAUCUGUAAGAUAGAUAAAAAUUGUUAGACUAAGGUAACUUAUGGAACGAACUCCAUUGCCCCAGUCAUAUUUAUCACCAAACUCUGUUUAAGUGUUACUUGAAUGGACCAAGGGUUUGUGAUCUUCCCCCCUCUCCUAGCAUGGACUGAGGAAGGAGACUGGAAGCUUUUAUUUCUGGUGUUACUUUACAUUCUUUUUCAUUAUGGCUAAACACAAGCCUGUGAUAAAAAAAGUUUUCUCAAUAUUGUAUCUGGGUUCAAUGUACAUAUUUGGGGUACAGUGUUUGCUUACUUAUCGCGGGGGUUAGGUUCCAGGACCACCUGCAAUAAGUGAAAAUCCACAAAGUAGGAAUGCUAUAUUUAUUUUAAUAUUUAUACAUUAUUUUAGUAUUUAUACACUAUUUUAAGUCUUUAUCAACCAAUCGUGUGUUGAUAAAUCACCUCCUUCUCCUGUUACCACUUGGGCUCCUUUUCUUUCCCUUCGGCUUCUCCUUCCUCCCUUCCUUAGGCUGUAAAUUGAAAUUUUUUAUGAUUUAUAAUAUUCUUUUAGAGUUUAUUGAAAAACCGAGAAACAGCGAAUCCACGAAAAGUGAACCGCAAAGUAGUGAGGAAACACUGGACUAAAAUUGGAAAAAAAAAGCUGUAUCUCACACGCUCUUUGACAAAUGUCAUUACAAAUUUCAGUGCUAAUUUCAUACAAUCACAUCUAACAAUAUAAAAAUGUCAAAGCAAGUUGUGAAAAAAGUACAUGAUGGAGCAAAUUUGAGGUCUUUUUUGGAUUUAGAACACCAACUUUGUUUAAACUGGCAUACCUUUUUUUGAACGUUUUAAUGACUCCAAUUUUUCAGGCUAAAGUUAUGAUUUAUUCAACAAGCCAACAUGUGUUUAUUAAGUUCAGAUGCAAUCUAACCUUGAUUCUCCAUUCAGUCCAGUAGAUCUGUCUCAAGAUUCAGAUAGGAAUUUAGGAAUUCAACAAAAAGAUUUAGUUAGGUAGUUUACCCCUACUGUUAUACAAUGAACCCCAGUGCAUCUCUCAAAAUGGAAAUGGUAUUGCUGCCAUUUGAAACCUGAGUUCAAGGCAGAAAGUGCUUCCCAGUGUGACAGAUCAUUUGUGUUGAAAAGGCUUUGUGUUGGGAUGGUUCUAAUGAUAGCCCCUUCUACACUGCCAUAUAAAAUCCAGACUCAUAUAAUCCAGUUCAAAGCAGAUAAUGGUUCAAAGCAGGACUGAUGACUUGAAGGUUGGGUUGCUGACCUGAAGGUUACUGGUUCAAAUCCAACCCAGGGAGAGCACGGAUGAGCUCCCUCUAUCAGCUCCAGCUCCAUUCGGAUACAUGAGAGAAGUCUCCCAAGUAUGGUAAAAACAUCAAAAACAUCAGGGGGUCCUCUGGGCAACAUCCUUGCAGAUGGUCAAAUCUCUCACACCAAAAGUGAAUUGCACUUUCUCAAAUCGCUCCUGACAUGGAAAAAAAAAAAACCCUGUUUUGAUCAUCCAGAUUAUAUGGCAGUGUAAAAGAGGCCUGUGUGGUUUGGGAAGUGAGGAUUCAUAUAGCUGAAAUCACUGGAAUCAUGUAGGAAGCUACUGAAUGUGAAAAGCUUUCUGCUUGAAGGUAUCACAGGGUUUUGUUAUUUUCACAAGUGGCAAAUUUGUUUGAACAGGACAGAGGAGAAUCUGCGGAAGAAGUGAUUAGGGUGCAGUUAGUGUCAUAGAAAAGGAGGCCAUAAAUGAACUAGCCCAGGAGUCCAAACUUGUAAAAGUUACUUUUGGGUGAUUAAUUCACCAGAAUGCCCCAGCCGCAAAAAAAGUUAUCUGUAUACUCAUGUAUAAAUCUCGAAUCAUAUACAAUCAUAAAACCAACCCCAAAGAAUUGGGUUGACUCAUCCACAAAUCAAUAUGAGUUGGAGGGAACCAUUCUUUUCUUUGAGUAGAAUGGGGAAAGACAAGAACUUAGUCCAUCCUAGGAGAACCUAAAAGAAGUUCUGACUCCCUCUACUCUCUCAGCUGUGGUACCACUUCUGCCUUUUUUAAUGCCUUGGUGAAAUUGCAGUGCCAAUUAAGGGAGGUGGUAUUGGUGCUUUCCCUUCUCCGUGGAGUGACCCUCAACUUACAGGUGGGCCAGUUCAAAAUCUAUAAUUUUGGCCCAAACCCUGCCCUUGACUUAUAUAUGAGAUCAAUACAUGAAUUUAUAUGGCAACUUUCUCAAAUUCUGCCAAGGCUGUAAGUGAUGUGCCUGGGAAAGAGCUGCUCAUCCACUCUAGCAUGCCUAGUGUUCUUAAAAGUAAAAUGUGUGUUCUUGUUUUUUUUUAAAUUAUUUUAAAGAAAUCUGAUUUUUCUUCUCCCCCAGUGAGUGGAAAUACGAUAUAUUUUUGAAUCUCUGGUUUCUCAAAUGGGUUUGAUAAAAAUAAAUAUUCAGUUUUAUUAAAUAUAAUCAUUUUUCUGAAAAAAUACAAUUCAAAAAUAAAUUCUAUUCUACUAGACGCAGAGCAAGUGUCAACAGAAACUGGGUCUUGGGAUGUUUCCUUCUAUUCUAUUAUGUCUGUACCAAUGAUAGCUAGAAGUUAACAGAGGCAAGAGAAUUAAGAGGGAUGUUUCUAUUUGCUCUUGAAAAAUAAAAACAUGUACACCCAGCUUCAAUCAUCUCUGAUCUAGACUGAAAUGUUUAUUAAAUGUGGGUGGGUUGUGAUUAUAACUUGCUAAAUGACAUGAGAGGAGAAGGUGCCAAAGUGGUAGGAGCUUAUGAAUCAGAGAGGAUAUAAAAAGAGUAAAUUCCCUUGAAUUUAACUACUUGAAGCUUGAAUAUGUUAUAGAAAGUUUCAGUGAUUAGGCCAUUAAUAGAGAAAUUCGAGGAGCCCUUGACUUCCAACACAUUCCUUUUAGAAAGGAAAAAAUAUAUACUGUCACCAUCACUAUAAUGCAAUUUUCUUACUAUGGCAUGAGAAAUUAAGCCCAGGUUGAUAUCUCAUUUUGUUCUCCAUACGAAUUGUAGGACACAGGUGAAAAUUUUUGUUAACAUGCAGGGCUUUUUUGGUCUAACAGUUCCUAAAUUCCAGUAACUAGGAAGUCCUAGAGCUCACAUAAGAUGAAGGAUAUAAAAUCUUUUCUAUGCCAUGAUUUUAAAUGGUGGAGUAAAAUAUUAUUAGACAUCUGUUUUAAUAACCCAUUCCACAUGGGCAAGCAUCCAUAUGCAUGUAAGGGCUCACCACCACUAAGAACUUCCAUGCUUUAGCAUGCCAAUGUAAGCUGUCAUCCUUUUUAGAUUGAUGGUUGCUGGGUAGCAUAUAAAAAUUUCAGAUGUUGGAUCAUGACUCAUGUAUUGCUUUUAGUCUCUGCACAGUGCUGCUCAUAGUACAACACCAUUUGAACUCACCCAAACAUACACCAAACAUGCUCAAUUUCUAAUCAUAAGUGGAAUAUAUAUGGCCAUAUGUGAUUUACAGAAGAUGUACAGGUUUUGCUCCUAAUAUACUAGGGGUUGAAAGCUGCUGAUGUUCAUGAGUCAGUGAUAUGACAUGAAAUGAGUAAUGUGGGAAGUAUUCCCUUCUGAAAAAAAUAGUGGCUCUUGUGUCAGAUAAGGGUAGCCUUAGCUAAAAGCCUGCCAUAACAACUACACAGUCCACACUUGUCUCCAUCAGCUGUGACAAUGCACGGGUAAACCCAAGGAAUGGAUUCCAAAUGUAUAUCCUGUCUCCCCAAAAUAGUAAUUGUACGUAUGUAUCAGGAGUAUCAAAGGUCAAAGCCCAGGUGAGGCAGUGAAACAAAAUAUUAUACUAGAAAUCUAAUGCUGGAAAAUUUCAUUUAUAGACCUGUAACUGGAGACUACAUCAGACGGGGUACUUUUCGGUGGCAUACACUUGAUCUUCUAUAGUUUUUCGAUGGAUCCCGCCAGCUCCCAUCCCACAAUGUAAAACUACCUUCAGCAGGGCUCUCUCACAAUACUAUAGAUGAUCCGCCAUAUGCCACCAUCAUGGCAACACAGGAGGCUUCUCAUGUUGUAUUGGACUCAAGGGGGGGGGAGCUGUGUGGUGGACACUUUACCCCCAUGAGAUGAGGUAGAGGGAAGCCGGGCAACGCAAGGCAUGGGGCGACAGGUUCUCCAAGCACAGGUUCUUCUGGGCACAGCCAUAUUCUUCAUGAUGCAUGGCAGUUCCAGCAGCCCAUAUGAUGAGGCUGUAAAUCUCUGAGUAACACCUAAGAAAAAAGUAAACAGGAUCUGUUACCAACGUGCCUGGGUCACGGAAAUAAAUCUUGUCAAAAAAUGUGAUCAGAACAUUUUAAAGCUGAUGUACAUGUAUUUAAGUCAAUGUAGUACUGAAAGAGGUAAGAUGUGUAUAUCUGUAGCAGACUUUAUAUAUACACAUGGUUCUAUGUCAAAUCCAUGAAGAACUGGCCCUCAAGAAAGAUCUUGAGGGCUAGUUCUUCAGAAGACCUAUGACUCUUUGUCAGUUUCAGUAAGCGUCUCCCCAGUACAAGACACAUCAAUUGUCUAGUACAGAGAUUCUUAAACUGUGCUCCUCCAGAUGUUUUGGACUUCAGGUCCCACAAUUCCUAAUAGCUGGUAAGCUGUCUGGGAUUUCUGGGAGCUGAAGUCCAAAACACCUGGAGGAGCACAGUUUGAGAAACACUGGUCUAGUGAAAGAAGCUUUAUGUGUAAAGAGCAAGGGGAAAGCACAAUUGUGUGUAUGUGUAUGUCCUACUGAGUUCAAGGAAACUGACCCUUUGGUAAGAUUGUAUGAGAUUGCAGUUUAAUAGUACAAUUCUAUGUAUGGAAAAGUUAUGCUUUUGGAUAACAAUUCCAAGAGCACCCCAGCAAGCAUACCCAAAAGUAACUGUUCCAAACCCUGGCUUCCUGGUAUUCAAUGGAACUUAUUCCAAGAAAGUGUGCAUGGGAUUGUAAUCACAGUUAGUUUCUAACCAAAUUUCUUUAUUGGUUUCCCCAGAUUAUUGUCCCAGUUGCUCUUUAGGAAAACAAAUUGGCCCAUUUUUUGAAAAUCAGAAUCAAUCAUGUAAACUUUUAUUACAAUAAUCUAUUCUGUACCAUUUUGUGAUACGUGAAAUGUUAUUUUUCGAAGCUAUGUGUGUGCUAAAAGGCAUAUGAAUAUUUUAUGUCCUGUUACAGAGGUCCUGUAAUGCAAAACAUGAAAACGAGCCCAACUGUGGGUGGCUGGUGAGCAGGCUUAGAUGCAGUGCAAAUAAUGGAUGUAGAAACUCUGAUCAGUGGUGAAAACAUGCCUCAAAAUAACAUUUUAAUGACAAGCUUAAGGGGUUAGCCAAAAGCACAUGCCUGUAUUGAAUUCUACUAAACAUCCUGAAAUAUGGAAUAAAAAUUCUGUCCCUGGUUUUCUUGUUUUUUCUUUGAAUGUACUAAGAUGGGAGGGAUGGAUAAAUGUUUAAAAUAGUUUACAAAAUUUCAUUUGAAUUAAUAAAUACCUCUCCAAAAUCA